GCCUCCGUGCAGUGUUAGGGCAGUCCCAGUCUGGCGCUGACGUCACGGCCCGUCUGGCUGCCUGGGGUUGGAUCCAGCUGUAAGGCAAUCUCCUUGGACUUGAGGAGGGGGAAGGAAGGACUGGGACUUAACAGACUACUGCUCCUCACACACAAGCCCAGCAGCCUGGGACUGGGGCAUAGGGACCUGCCCAGAGCCUGGGAGUCAGAAACUGUUCCACAAGCAGAAGGACUUAGUGGCUGCCCCAUCAGCUAGCCCAAAUUGGGACUGAAACAAAGUAACUAGCUCCCAUUGUAGUUCUGUUUGCCAUGUUCCAGCAGCCGGAGUCAGAGCCCUGUGUGAGUGAGUGACCGCAGCUCUUUCUAGAGGAGUCUCCUGUUCAAUGUUUAACUUGAUGGGUCUGAACAGUACCAGCGCUGCUAUCCAGUCCAAUGUCUCCUGUUCCUGUAACUGCAAGAGGUCCUUACUGCAAAGCAUGGAGAUCACGGAGCUGGAGUUCGUUCAGAUAAUCAUCAUCGUAGUGGUGAUGAUGGUCAUGGUUGUGGUAAUCACGUGUCUCUUAAACCACUACAAGCUUUCUGCACGAUCCUUCAUUCACCGACACAGCCAUGGGAGGAGGCGGGAAGAAAACCUUUCUUCGGAAGGAAGUCUAUGGCCUUCAGAGAGCACAGUUUCAGGAAAUGGCGUGGCAGAGCACAUUUACACACCAAGACCUUUGGACAGACUAGGCAUCCCGCCCUUUCUCCAACGAGAUCGCUUCAACCGUUUCCAGCCCACCUAUCCCUACAUACAACACGAGAUUGACCUGCCUCCCACCAUCUCUUUAUCUGAUGGUGAGGAACCGCCACCCUACCAGGGACCCUGCACGUUACAGCUCCGUGACCCAGAACAACAGAUGGAACUGAAUCGAGAGUCUGUGCGGGCACCUCCCAACCGAACAAUCUUUGACAGUGACUUAAUUGAUAGUUCGGUCUACGGGGGGCCCUGCCCACCAAGCAGCAACUCUGGAGUGAGCGCAACUUCCUACAGCAGCAAUGGGAGGAUGGAAGGCCCACCUCCAACCUAUAGCGAGGUCAUAGGUCAUUACCCCGGAUCCUCUUUUUAUCAGCACCAGCAGCAGAAUAUGGGCACGCCCUCUAUAUUAGAAAGCAGCAGACUUAAUUUGCAAAGCAAUGGUCUUGAUAGCACAGUAGCACGGAGUAAAGAUAAGGACAAACAAAAAAGACAGCCAUUUUAGAAUCAAGACCGAACGAAAGGAGAAAUAAAUCAAUAAACACUGCACUUCUAUUCAGUCCUUUUCGUUGUCAGCUCAUCCCGCAAUGCCAAAAUGUUGCUUGCAUUUCUGACCGCUAAUUGGGCACCAGAGAAAGAACUUCACUGAAGAAGUCGGGGAGGAGAGUAAAUGUAAAAGGAAAAUGUAUCCCUCCCCCAUCUUCACUUCUUCCUGUAUAAAUAUUUACUUGUUAUGUCUGGUUGAAUGCACAAGCAGAAGAAGCUUGCAAUCCUGUUUAUAUGUUUAGCCAUGUCUUGAAAACCUUACACAGUUGCUCUUACUUUGUUUUCCUUCCUUUUAAGAAGCGGAGUAGCCUGCGUGAGUGCUUGCAUAUAUAUACCCCAUCCACCUUAUAACUAAUUUUUUUUCUUAAUAUCUCACUUAACGUUAAGGAAGAAAAAAAAAUCCUGAAAUAUUUGCACAAAACUAUUUGUUUUAAAAGACUUGCAAUAUAUAAAUAUAUAUAAACAAAUAAGAGAAGAGUAUGAGUGAGGGGAAGUGUAUUUUUUUAUUAGAAAAGGGCCUAUACAUUUUGGGAUGUUUGUCAUCAGAAAUGGACACAGAAAAAAGAAAAAAAAAAAAAGAAAAAAACAGGAGAAAAAAAAGAGCAAACUGAUUUUUUUUGAG
Molecule: messenger RNA, 1900 nt
Organism: Pseudophryne corroboree (corroboree frog)
Lineage: Eukaryota; Metazoa; Chordata; Amphibia; Anura; Myobatrachidae
Gene: PMEPA1
Product: prostate transmembrane protein, androgen induced 1
Exons: 4
Coding region: 383-1237 (284 amino acids)
Biological process (GO): negative regulation of transforming growth factor beta receptor signaling pathway
Cellular component (GO): Golgi membrane; early endosome membrane
Molecular function (GO): R-SMAD binding
Source: RefSeq, a predicted model, not a curated record